AAAGUUUGUGAACCACCAAAGUAAAGCAAAGAUGUCUAUGACCUCUACCGAGCCAAGCAGCAGAGAUGGUUGCUUCAUGGUCCGUGACAAUGCCCUUCUGACACGUGUCCCGGCCAACAUCACCGUCACUCCGGCCACUGAUAAAUCAGCUUUCAUCGGAGCCACCUCUGAAGACCGUAGCUCUCGCCAUGUUUUCCCUCUCGGACUUCUUGAGGGAUACAAGUUUAUGUGCCUGUUCAGAUUCAAAAUCUGGUGGAUGAUACCGAGUUUUGGGGAUUCUGGAUGUGAUGUUCCGGCAGAGACUCAAAUGCUUCUCUUGGAAGCAACGCAAACGUCGAGUAGUAGUAGUAUUCCCGACAAGAGGAGCCAACAAGUGCUGAGAACAAAAGCACUUUCUACAUUCUGCUAUUGCCAGUCUUGGAUGGAGCAUUCAGGGCUACUUUGCAAGGCAACACUGUUAAUGAGCUUGAGUUUUGCGUUGAAAGCGGUCCGGUUUUACUUUGAUUUUGUGGGACCGUGAAGUUCAAACCUCACGAGUAACUGAAGCAGUAUUUGUGAAUUCAGGAGAUGACCCAUAUAAGCUCAUUAGGGACUCUAUUAAGAUUCUUGCCAAGCACAAAGGUACAUUCAAUCAUUUAGAAGACAAGAAGGUAAUUACAUUGGGCCAGAUAUAUAUUAUCAAUUUCAUGAAUAACCAUGCAAGCUGAAUAGCUUGCUAAUAAACUUAUUGUUCUUUAAAUAAUAGC
Molecule: messenger RNA, 746 nt
Organism: Rosa chinensis
Lineage: Eukaryota; Viridiplantae; Streptophyta; Magnoliopsida; Rosales; Rosaceae
Product: probable galactinol--sucrose galactosyltransferase 2
Exons: 4
Coding region: 32-520 (162 amino acids)
Source: RefSeq, a predicted model, not a curated record